CCCCUGCAGGGCCUGUCGGAGGCGGCUGCGGCCGAGCGGCUGCUCCGGGACGGCCCCAACGAGCUGCGCCCCCCCCGCGGGACCCCCGAGUGCGUGAAGUUCGGGCGGCAGCUGGCGGGGGGGCUGCAGUGCCUCAUGUGGGUCGCUGCCUCCAUCUGCCUCAUCGCCUACGGCGUCCAGGAGGGGGAGGGCGACCGCGGCAGCUCCGACAACCUGUACCUGGCCAUCGCCCUCAUCGCCGUCGUGGUCGUCACCGGCUGCUUCGGGUACUACCAGGAGUUCAAGAGCACCAACAUCAUCGCCAGCUUCAAGAACCUCGUCCCGCAGCAAGCCACGGUGGUGCGGGACGGGGCCAAGCAGCAGAUCAACGCCAACGAGCUGGUGGUCGGGGACCUGGUGGAGAUCAAGGGGGGCGACCGCGUCCCCGCCGACAUCCGCGUCCUGUCGGCCCAGGGCUGCAAGGUGGACAACUCGUCCCUGACGGGGGAGUCGGAGCCGCAGACGCGCUCGCCCGAGUGCACCCACGAGUCGCCCCUGGAGACGAGGAACAUCGCCUUCUUCUCCACCAUGUGCCUGGAAGGUACGGCCACGGGGCUGGUGAUCUCCACGGGCGACCGGACCAUCAUCGGCCGCAUCGCCAGCCUGGCCUCGGGCGUGGAGAACGAGAAGACCCCGAUCGCCAUCGAGAUCGAGCACUUCGUGGACAUCAUCGCCGGCCUCGCCAUCUUCUUCGGGGCCACCUUCUUCGUGGUGGCCAUGGUCAUCGGGUACCCCUUCCUGCGCGCCAUGGUCUUCUUCAUGGCCAUCGUGGUGGCCUACGUGCCCGAGGGGCUGCUGGCCACCGUCACGGUGUGCCUGUCGCUGACGGCCAAGCGCCUGGCGCGCAAGAACUGCGUGGUGAAGAACCUGGAGGCCGUGGAGACCCUGGGGUCGACCUCGGUGAUCUGCUCCGACAAGACCGGGACCCUCACCCAGAACCGCAUGACCGUCGCCCACCUCUGGUUCGACAACCAGAUCCACGAGGCCGACACCACCGAGGACCAGUCGGGUCAGAGCUUCGACCAGUCCUCGGCCACGUGGACGAUGCUGAGCCGGGUCAUCGCCCUCUGCAACCGCGCCCAGUUCAAGCCGGGCCAGGACGACGUGCCCGUGGCCAAGCGUGACGUCAUCGGUGACGCCUCGGAGACGGCGCUGCUCAAGUUCGCGGAGGUGACGGUGGGGCCCGUGGAGGCCGCCAGGGGGCGCCACCCCAAGGUGGCCGAGCUGCCCUUCAACUCCAGCAACAAGUUCCAGGUGUCGGUGCACGAGGCGGGGGAGCAGCAGCUGCUGGUGCUCAAAGGGGCCCCCGAGCGGGUCCUGGAGCGGUGCCGGGGGGUCCUGCUGGGGGGGCAGGAGCUGCCCCUCGACCCCCAGUGGAGGGAGGCCUUCGAGGGGGCCUACGCAGAGCUGGGGGGGCGCGGGGAGAGGGUCCUGGAGGGUCCUGGGUGA
Messenger RNA from Empidonax traillii (willow flycatcher), 1488 nucleotides. Its product is annotated as potassium-transporting ATPase alpha chain 1-like. The record is from RefSeq and is a predicted model, not a curated record. The transcript has 10 exons. The annotation marks the transcript as partial. Lineage: Eukaryota; Metazoa; Chordata; Aves; Passeriformes; Tyrannidae. Gene Ontology annotation, molecular function: ATP binding; ATP hydrolysis activity; P-type sodium:potassium-exchanging transporter activity. Gene Ontology annotation, cellular component: membrane. Gene Ontology annotation, biological process: intracellular potassium ion homeostasis; intracellular sodium ion homeostasis; sodium ion export across plasma membrane.